CCUCGCUGUAGUCGAGGGCAGACAUGCGAUCAGCUUGAACUUGUACACAGUUUUGCAUCCAGUUUUUCUCCUGAAACUCACGUGACACUGAGAGACACUGAGACACUGAGACAGACAGACUGAGAGACACUGAGAGACAGACAGAUGGACACCGCCGCCGCGGCUCCGGGUCCGAGUCCGUCCGCGUGCAAGCUCACCGGCUCGUCUCGGUGGGUGAGGCUCAACGUGGGGGGCACUUACUUUCUCACAACCGCGCAAACUCUGUGCCGGGAGCCCAAGUCUUUCCUGUACCGACUCUGUCAGGAGGAUCCCGAGCUCCACUCAGACAAGGAUGAGGUGGGUGCAUAUUUGAUUGACAGAGAUCCAGUAUAUUUUGGGCCUGUGCUGAAUUACCUGAGACACGGCAAACUAGUCCUCAACAAAAAUCUGACUGAAGAAGGAGCUCUUGAAGAAGCCGAGUUCUACAACAUCACGUCUUUGAUUAAACUUAUCAAGGACCGGAUCAGAGAACGAGAUGCGAAAACCCUACAUACUCCACUGAAGCAUGUGUACAGGGUGUUGCAGUGUCAGGAAGAGGAACUCACUCAGAUGGUCUCCACCAUGUCAGAUGGAUGGAAGUUUGAGCAGCUUGUCAGUGUAGGCUAUGGGCAGACACAGAAGUCGGAGUUUCUCCUGAUUGUGUCUCGCGAGGUGAAGGGGGAGGAAUCGUGUCAAACUCACCCUGCUUACUGCGGAGAGCUGGUAAGCAUCGGCUCCUCCUAUAACUACGGCAGCGAAGACCAAGCCGAGUUUCUGUGCGUCGUUUCCAAGGAGCUUCAAAACCAGUCAUCCGGUAAUAACAGCCAACCGAGUGAGAAAGCCAAGAUACUCCAGGAGCGAGGCUCUCGGAUAUGAGGCUAUCGGAGAAAAUGCCUACAUAUAGAAGCGUAUAUAAGUUUUAGGCACUGAAAUGUUUUCUUAAAGGAGAAAUGAUCAUGACUGGUUCGACCAGACGACCAACCAAAACAAAUACUUACUGUAUAGUAGUGUGUGUUGAGGCAAAAACGGAGGGGACUACUACUGAACUGCUCAACGCCUCAGGAUUAAAUGUAGCUCAGAGUGUCAUCAUUUUGUCCAACAGAAAUUUCAGCACAAGUCCCGGUUUCCACUCGUCCAAAGGUUUUAUUCUUUCCUCAUCCAAAAACAAUGUCCACUAACAUCAUGAUCAUUUCCGCUCGGGGGAAAAUCUUUCAGUAACGUAAACAUCAAAUACCAUGACAAGAAAAACUAACAAGCAUACACUAGGCAUGCGGUAACACUGAUAACACAGGUAACUGUAGACGACUCUGUGGGUCUCACAUUUAUUCAUUAAGGUCUUGCGUAGAGAUUUUCAAUUUCAAAAGUCUGUUUUUAGAAACAUUUUGUUAUUCAGUAUUGGAUAGUAACUCGUUGCUUCUGAACCUUCCAUCAUUUGAAUACAUUAGGUCUGAGUCGAUCUGACUUGAACCCCUAAAUAUAAUAAUGUGGGUUGUGAUUUGAGAACCACCGUAUUAAGGAACAAGUUAUAUAUUUCAUCUGCUUAACACUGUAGGAAUGUAAACAUCUCAGUGGUGAAGGCUUUCCCCGUAACAGCUUUAACUUCUGCAAUUGUCAAUAAAGUAGGAAACUGUUCUGCAUUGAUGCAGAAGCACCUUACGUUUAGUUUUCCAUUUACCUUGAUUAGCAUGUUUGGACGUGUUAUGUAUCUGACUUUCAUUAAACUAAAAACCUUCUCUAUGAAACGACGCCGACAUGUAACAUAAAAAGUUUUUUAAAAAUCUGCUUAAACAAUAAAGGGACAAAAACGAAGUCCGUAGCUAAACAUCAAGACUCGACAACAGUGUUGUUUAAAAGAGGAGAACAUGCGGAAGUUAAAUCUCAGGGAAAGAACGAAUAAUCAUUUAGUCUGGACGAUCAUGCUUUUUCCUCGCUGAUGAUAACGAUGACUCUUUUUAAGUCUUCCUGACUCCUUGCGGAGUUACUGUUCCACUCUGAAGCUUGGCGUUUUCCAAAAUCAGCACAUUCUGACAGUGCUUUAUUCCUCUUAAUCCACAGCAAUUUGCUAACACUUACAGUUUAAAAAUGAACAAUACUUUUUUGUUUUGUUUUUAAUAAUUAAUUUCAAUUUCAUGUCAUAUUACGAUGAAACCACACCUGCAAAUUUAAAACUAAAAGUUAAAAGACUGAUACAAAGCUCUGAUACUUCCAUAAUUUAUGUCUUUACAUCAAAAUUGUACUGUUUUCGUUUUAAAAUAUAAGUAUUAAAACAAACCUUUGAUUCGCCUUGCAACUGGAACUGGUUAUCAUGAUGGAAAGAAAUGCUUAUGUUAAAAGAAUCCCUGUAACAAAGAAAAAAAAAAAAAAAACAUGCAAAGAAAAAUCGCAAAGUAUCUAUUUCUGCUCUUUGCAGAUCUGCUAAUUAAACCAAAUUUCUACCAGCUGUGUUUUGUUUUUGUUUUUUCCUUUUGUUAAGGAUAUAUACUUAUGAUAUACUGUAGUACAAUCUGAUAUUAUGUACUUAUACAUGCAUCUGCUGAGGAUCUAUUUUACACACGAUAAAUGUUGCAUUUCAGUUCUGAUGAGUCUCGUGUGUUAAUUCAAUUACACGGCAUAUUUAUGUACUUAGACUUAUUUAUUCUGUACAUGCACUGUCACUCUUUUACCCACAUUAGGCAGACAGACUGUUAUACUAAUAAAGGCAUUUUAACAAAACUACAA
This is a messenger RNA of Clarias gariepinus (North African catfish), 2736 nucleotides long. RefSeq names its product potassium channel tetramerization domain containing 5b (gene kctd5b). Gene Ontology annotation, molecular function: cullin family protein binding. The coding region runs from base 145 to 894 and encodes 249 amino acids. The record is from RefSeq and is a predicted model, not a curated record. Lineage: Eukaryota; Metazoa; Chordata; Actinopteri; Siluriformes; Clariidae. Gene Ontology annotation, biological process: proteasome-mediated ubiquitin-dependent protein catabolic process; protein homooligomerization. Gene Ontology annotation, cellular component: cytoplasm; Cul3-RING ubiquitin ligase complex. The transcript has 7 exons.